GUGGCAAUAUAUUGUUGUAUUGAACAUAAUGAACAUAUAUACAUUAUAUAUAUUUUUUCUUUGUUCUACAGUAGGUAAACUCACAGUAAAUACUGUUAUAUUAUUAUAUUAUUUUAUUUUUUGCAUCGUUUACUUUCAGAAAAAAGUAUUUCAAGAACAUUCUACUGAGAUUCUUGAGCGGGUAAAAGCAAUCACUGGUAACGAUAAAGUUGGUGACUAUCUACAGCAUCACUGGUUUCCUGUAUCUGACAUGUGGGCACAAUAUGGUCGACAGGUGUAUCAUGAAGAAAGUGAAACCAACAAUCUUUUGGAAAGAUUUUUCCACACUUUGAAAUAUCAAUUUUUGGAAGGAAAAGCAAACAUGAGAUUAGAUAUGUUAGUUUGUCUGCUAACUGGCAAAGUUGAGAAAUAUUACAAGCAUUUAACUGAACUUCACAAGGCUGGCCGUAUAUCAAGUUCACAAGAAAAGCAGGACAUUUUCGGUACAGUGGAGAAAAUGAUACAGAAAGAACUUGAAGCAAAUAUUCAUCACAAAGGGGAAGGGAAUUAUUGCAUUCCAUCUGAGAGUCAACCAGCAAAAUAUCACAAUGUAAAUGUAAUUUAUAACAUUUGUGAUUGCUGGUUUUCAUUGAUGGGCAAUAUUUGCAAACACAUUGCAUUUGCCAAAACUCUCCUGUCAAGGGAAAACAUUUCUUUAGACCAGCUCAGAAAGUCUGAAUGUAAUUUAUUAAUAAAAAGAAGAAUGUACUAUCCAGGAAGGAGCAACACUUAUUAUUAA
This is a messenger RNA of Xenopus laevis (African clawed frog), 778 nucleotides long. RefSeq lists its product as uncharacterized. Bases 29 to 778 code for a protein of 249 amino acids. The transcript has 3 exons. NCBI's taxonomy places the organism in Eukaryota, Metazoa, Chordata, Amphibia, Anura, Pipidae. The record is from RefSeq and is a predicted model, not a curated record.